Molecule: messenger RNA, 1417 nt
Organism: Aspergillus eucalypticola CBS 122712
Lineage: Eukaryota; Fungi; Ascomycota; Eurotiomycetes; Eurotiales; Aspergillaceae
Exons: 2
Coding region: 224-1195 (323 amino acids)
Source: RefSeq, a predicted model, not a curated record
UAUAAAUCAUCAGCCUCAUGUCCACGGUCCUUUCACCCUCAUUGAUCGCAAUGUCUUCAGGUCUCAGUUAUUUCUCACGAGCAUCCGGGAGCAGCGGCUCCUGCACACAUUCCAUCAGCAGUGAUGAUUCGUGGUCUCGCCACAGGUUAGCCCCAAUGCAAUAUUCUCCUUAUUUUGUUCCUGGUGAUGUCGUCGGGGGAAGCUCACCUUGUACAGUGGCAUCAUGCCCCAACAACCGUCCGUAUACGGGACUUCGGGCGAGGCGCCCGUGAUCUAUCAUCCAAGCGCUAGAAGGUUCUCCCCUCCGCAUAUUGAGCGUGGACCCAUAGAUACUCAGGCUCCUGUCAAGCCCAACAAACCAGUUUCGUCGGAAUUUGCUAUGCCAUACAGCGGACUUCCAGUGACCUCACAUGCACUGGGAACCAUUCCCGUGUCUGCAGGAGGUGCCUUGCCACGCCCCACAGCUCUGUACCCAGAGUGGGACCACCCUGCUCGCCUCCCAGCGGAGUCGCUUAGGCGUGAUUACGACCUAGUCAGACCCUACGAAACGUCGGAGUACCUGAUUGAAAGAAACAGUCGACGCGCAACGGAGAAGCCUAAAGGCGCUACUCGGUAUCACUCGCAGAGACGGCCGUCUAAUCGUGACGAGUUCGACGGACCCCAUCAGUUGCUAGACCCACCGUCACCGCGGGUCAUAGCAGCCCAAGGGAGGGAUUUGCCUCAUCUACCUACUAAUCUAGAUGUCUCAGAGCAAGAUCAAAUCCUCUCGUCAGUAAACGACCGACUGUCACAGUGUGCCUUUGACUUUGUUGCAAAGUAUCAAUUUCCGAUUCCACUGGAACCGGACAAGAGACCGGUGAGAGUUCCUUCUGACCGCGAGUGGACCGAGUGGGUAUAUCUCCUAAAGAGACUGGCGACCAAGCGUCGUAUCCCAGCCCGGGUGUUGUAUAAUGGCCAGAUCAAGCAAUUAGUGACCGUGCUGGAGAAUUCCCUGGAGAUGAGACAUGCCGCCAAGCAUCAGUCCCGGCCCAUCAAGGAUGAUCGGAAUGUUCUUCAGCUUAUCUCAGCUGGCACUCAGGUGGCCAAGAUUCUCAAGGAUGCCAAUGCCAUGGAAUUCCUUGACCGCCUCUAUCUUGAUACAGAAAAACGCAUCCAUGAUCGACGCAGCCGUCGCGUCAAAUUUGCCAGCCCAUGAACUAGGGUAUUUGCCAGCCUUUGCCUAAAUUAUGAUGAUGAUGAUUUGAGUUAUGGCCACACGAUCCUGCCUUCCCAUGGACCAAGUGCAGACCGCCAUGCUCCUUUUUUUGUGGUUUACCCCUCCGCACCUCUGGACGGUUGUUCCCAGGAAGGAGACUUCCCAAGGAGGACAAACAGUGCCCGUGGAAUAUCCGGAUUACCCGUCCAUUGUUUAAGCGGA